Molecule: messenger RNA, 1783 nt
Organism: Megalops cyprinoides (Indo-Pacific tarpon)
Lineage: Eukaryota; Metazoa; Chordata; Actinopteri; Elopiformes; Megalopidae
Gene: tmem91
Product: transmembrane protein 91
Exons: 3
Coding region: 427-1149 (240 amino acids)
Cellular component (GO): membrane; intracellular membrane-bounded organelle
Source: RefSeq, a predicted model, not a curated record
UUGAAGGAAUCUUCUUUGUGCUGGAUGGGAUUUUGCAUCGCAAUCUGAUUUUUUAUUUUUCAUCUAAAACUAAAUUGAGUCGUCAAGCCUUGGUAGAAAACAAUUUUAUGAUGAUAUGAAAAAGGAAUCAAAUGCUUCUGCAAAAGUUUCAGGAUCUUAAAACAGCCAACACUUUCUGAACCCUAAACAGAGAAAACAGUCACCGUCACUACAGUGAAGCUUCCACAUCUGCCAAUCCGAGCUGGAUUUGGAUUUGAAAACAAACUACACAAUACAAAAAGGGGAUCUUUACUGGAUUAUUACUAUUACCACUGUCGGAUUCCCAGCUGCAACUUUAAAGUAAAUUCAAAGCGAAGUGCAGAGAUCAGAUAUAAAGCCGGCGUUUGAUGACGUCACAGCCAAUCGAGCCGCCUUUUCCAGCACAGAAUGGAGAGUCUAGAUGAGCUGGAGCACCCCCUGCUGGGCGGCAGCCCCAAGCACUGUGGUAGCAGCAGCAGCAGCACUGGAGGCAGCGGGCUGUUAAGGGGCAUCUUGGUGAGAUGUGAAGAGGAGAAGACACUGCCCCCUCUGGCCUGGAGGAGUUACUGUGCCCCGCCAGAGCUUCCCCAACAGCAGCUCUUGGAUCCAUGUUCUCUGCCCAGCACACUUGAAUCCUUCUACACCCCUGCCCCAUUAUGGGGCCACACUGAUUCCCUGGGUCUGCACAGCAAGGACUACCUGGAAACAACCUUUGUGGACCUUGGUCCUGGGUCCCCGCUUGAGAGGAAGUUUCUCAGGGAGGUGAGAGACGUACACAGUGUGUCCUACAGUAUGGAUGAUGAGGACGACCUGCUGCCAGAUUAUGAGGAUUCUUCGAGUGACGAUUUCAGUGACACUGACAGCGAAAGUAACUUCUCGCUGAUGAUUCCUCAAGAUUACCUGGGGCUGGCUUUCUUUUCCAUGCUCUGCUGCUUCUGGCCUCUGGGGAUCGCUGCUUUCUACCUUUCUCAAAAGACCAACAAAGCCUCAGCUCAGGGGGAUUUCCAGAGAGCCAACGCGGCCUCUCGCCAGGCACUCUGGCUCUCUGUGCUGUCCAUCAUCUUUGGCAUUGUUACAUACGUGUGUGCCAUCGCUGCCCUCAUCUCCUACUUGUCUGGUAAACCACCCUAACGGAUCGCUUUAAGAUUACUCUCACCCUUUCUCCUUUUACAUGCACACACAAUGCCCCUCUCAACCCAUCCAAACCCUUCGGAACCCUCCACCAUUCACUCAAGACUCACCUGGACUGGGUCUGGAACAGAAAACGUUGGACUCCUGAAAAAUCAUGCAGUUGGCUGGACGUUGUUUCAGAUUGGAUUAUAUUAUAUACACUGGUUUAUGGUUUAAGUAGAGUCUUAAAUGAGACCUAAGGAUGACACUGGAAUGUGAGAAGAAUAAGGUUAAACUGGUCUGUGACAACAUUGCGCAUCAUAUUUGUUCCAACAGAAUCAUAGUGAUAAUGUCAAUUUUACAGAUAACAAUACUGUGACAAUUACAACAUAAGAAUCCCGUCUGAGCUGUGCAGUUUUGGAGGGGGAACUGUCUCUCUCAGUCACAACUGUAAGUGCCAAGCUGUACCUUGGCAGUGCUGUGUGAGCUGGCAAGGGAAUUUAUUGAUGAGGACUCUGGGUUUGCCGAAGGCCUUGACAAGGACAGAGGACCUGACUGUCGCAAGCGACCUCGCUGUGGAACAGAGAGAUGAGCCAACGGGGCAGAGGCCCCUGGGAGAUCUCACUACAGGAGCAGGGGACUUUCAGCCAGAACA